This is a messenger RNA of Apiotrichum porosum, 945 nucleotides long. RefSeq lists its product as uncharacterized. The coding region runs from base 1 to 945 and encodes 314 amino acids. NCBI's taxonomy places the organism in Eukaryota, Fungi, Basidiomycota, Tremellomycetes, Trichosporonales, Trichosporonaceae. The record is from RefSeq and is a predicted model, not a curated record. The transcript has a single exon.
AUGCCUGGACCGUCCAACCCUUCUACCACCUACGACGCCUCGGCCACGCGUGUCCGCCACCGCUGCCGCAUGCGGGGGCUCUACAAGACGGUCGCGCACAAGCCGUCCAUCGGAUACGUCGUCGACGACACGGUUGCGUACAGCGACUUUGACCUCAUCCCCUCCGGUGCGCGGCCCACGAGCCCCGUGAGCGGCAUCAAGGUCAUGGCCCCGCCGCCCACUGGUAUGGUGGUAUGGGACGAAGGGUGGGAGCCGUACGACCCCGCGGCGCUGAAGGACGUCCUCCCUGCUGAACACUGCGACCUCGGCACACGCCCCGCACCCACUGUUCCAACCCCCACAAACGCCAACCGCAACCGCCACCACCGCCCGAUUCUCCGCCACAAGGAGGUCUACUCUAACCACAUCCACCCGGGCCGGCGUAACUGGGGCAAGGCCGACCCGCUCGUCGACUGUGCGCCUGUCGAGUAUGCCGACUUUGACCUCAUCCCCAGCGGCGCCACGUCCUCUACGCCCGUAAGCGGCGUGCGCGUGGUGGACACCCUCCCCAGUCCCAGCCCUCGCCUGCCCCGUCCACCCCGCCCGCCCCGGCCUCCGCGUCCCCCUCGAGUCGCGGACCCGCCACCCCGGCCAGUUGACGCGGCAAGCCUCGAGAUCAUCUCCUCGGACUCGGACUGGGACGCCGAGUCCAUCGAGCUCAUCGAGCGCGUGACUUCUCCUCCUCCGCCUGUCCCUGUCCCUGUUCCCGCCGUGCGGCCCCCGACGCGAUGGUGGUUCACCAGCCUGUGGACCGCCGCCCCAACUCCGACAAUGGCGGCACCGCCACAACCACCCUCACACCCAAACCAGCAGCCGCAGCCACACGACGAGUGGGACGAGUGGGAGUACGUGCCCCGCAGGUCGUACGCCGCCGUGCUCGUGGGCCCCGAGGCUGUUUCCGUGUAA